CUUGUUGUCAUAAGUUAGCGAGAACCUCCCGGACGACCUGACUGCAGAUCCCCUAAUGCCAGGCGCCUCCUCUAACCACUACCGGCUUCUGCGGUCUGCCAGGCUUGAAAAAAAUAUAUAACAGGCAUCGUUGUUUCCGACGCUGGGAGUUUGGAUGUGGCUCCCGUGGAGAGACGCUGCACUGAGAGGCGCCAGUUGUUAGAAGAUGGCAGACUCUGCAAACACAAUCGUAAACACCAGUGUGAGACAGAAAGACCCAAAUGAAGCGCUGGUUAUUGCUGUAACAACAAGGGCAAUUUUCAACCUGGAAAAGGAACAUGAGAUUUUCUUGGCAAAAGGCAAGGAUGAAUAUGUGAAACAUCAGCAAGACAAUGAGAAUAUCUCCUUGGAGCCAGGGACAGCCUUUGCUUUUGUUCAGGCAGUGCAGUCUGUGAACGAGAAACUCCUUGAAAGAAACCCAGAGGAGAAGGGGCUCUUUGAUGUUAUUGUUCUGUCUAAUAACAGUCCAGAGAGUGGUAUGCGCAUCAUCAACAGUGCUAAACAGCAUGGUUUGGAAAUCUCCAAGUUUUGCUUCGUCAGCGAAGAAGACUCUACCCAGUACUUGAAAACCCACAAUGUCAAACUGUUUCUCUCUGCUGAUCGGACAGAUGUAUGCAAAGCACUUCAGAGAGGAGUUUCAGCAGCACUCAUCUUCCAGCAGGAGAUACAAGCUCCUAGCACUCAGCUGCGUGUGGUCUUUGAUGGUGAUGCAGUACUCUUUUCCGAUGAGACGGACCGCAUCUUUCGCGAGAAGGGGCUGGAGGAGGCUGUUCAGUAUGAGAAGAUUAUGGAAGCUGUGCCCAUGGGAGAUGGCCCAUUGAAAGCCUUUGCUUUGCAUCUUGGGAAGAUGCGCAAGAAGUUUGGUCAAGAGGAAUCCUCCAUCCGCACCUACUUGGUAACUGCCCGCAGCGGCCGUGACAUGGGCAUUCGGGCCAUCAAAACUCUUCGAGAGUGGGGCCUGGCAAUUGACGAAGCCUUCUUCAUGGAUGGAGCUCCCAAAGGUCCCAUCUUGUCCAAGAUCCAGCCCCAUAUCUUCUUUGAUGACGGUCUUCACAAUAUCCAGGGUGCCAAGGAUGCUGGCAUACCCUCCGCCCUGGUCCCCUGCGAUUGCUGAAAGAGGCUUUAAUUAUGCAGCCCUAGAAUUGACUGAGCAUCGUCUGGGCAAAGGCUGUCAGGACAGGGUGGACUUCUGAAUCCACACUGUAGGACCAAGAGGGAAAAACUGGAUAUGGCGUUGGAGAUAUUGCUGUGAUAUACUUGGAAUACAUCAAAUUAUACGCUCCAUAAGUAGCAGCAGCAAGCUUAAAAUGCAAAAAAGGGGAGGAAAGAAAAAGUGCCUCCUGUAACCAACUGACUCACGUCUCCUCUGCCUUACCAUUUGAGUCUUCAUGUCCUGUUCUUCCAGGGCUCUUUUUGUAGGAGG
This is a messenger RNA of Gekko japonicus, 1462 nucleotides long. RefSeq names its product cytosolic 5'-nucleotidase 1A-like. Gene Ontology annotation, cellular component: cytoplasm; cytosol. The transcript is spliced from 7 exons. The coding region runs from base 206 to 1153 and encodes 315 amino acids. The record is from RefSeq and is a predicted model, not a curated record. Gene Ontology annotation, molecular function: nucleotide binding; magnesium ion binding; 5'-nucleotidase activity. Gene Ontology annotation, biological process: nucleotide metabolic process; adenosine metabolic process. NCBI's taxonomy places the organism in Eukaryota, Metazoa, Chordata, Lepidosauria, Squamata, Gekkonidae.